UCGAUGAGGCGCGUGUUGAGGAAAGGAUCCCCCCGAAUUGUUAGCGGCAACAGAAACUCGCAGGUAAACGGCUGGAGGCGUUUUUCCGUAUCCUCUAGAAUUGCCUCGUGUCUUUGUGUGCCAGCACUGAGCGUCAAGGACUUGCCUGUUGUGGGAGCUGUGCUGAGGGAAUCUAAAGCGUUUGCCUUCCUCCAGUCCUUAGUUCAGAGGCUGGGGUUGUUACUGGCGGUAUUGCAGAGGUUGGUGAAGGCUCGGGGUUUUCCUCUUUUGUUUUCUGACGUGUUUGAGGCAGGGAAAGAGAACGUUUUGCUUCUGGUGUUGGUUGAUUUGGAGGUGAAAGCGGGAUGGCAGGGGGAACAGCGGGAGAGUGCCGUAGAAAUAACAGCGCUGUUAGUGCAGUGCUAAAACUUGGGAAGAUUACAUAGAAGUCUAAGUUACUAGUCUGGUCAGUUGCACGGAACGUUUCUGACCUUAGAACAAAUUUAAACAGACCAACUGAAAACAAGGUUUGAAAAGCAUCAGGAGAGAAGUCAGGAAACAGGUUUCACAAAAGCAGUAGAGCUUAACUUGACGGAUUUUGAUCUAGCGUAGCUUGAAAUGAAUGUAGGAAUAUAUGGAAUAAGAGGCACUCCAGACUUCAUAACAGAACAGACUCGGGCAGUCUGCUCACCUAUUGAGUGCUUCUGUUGGAGAAAAAGGCAGUCCCAAGGACUCAUUGUGCUAAGGUUAGUUUCAAGUUUACGCUUUGAAAUAGAAGCAUAUUUCUACAUCCGUAAUAAAAUCUUAAGGUUUGCUCUAAAGCAUUUGCUGUUUAUGUAACCAUAUAAAUGGUCAGUGGUAUAUUAGCCCAUAUACAAGACUUGACAUUUCUAUGGCAUAUUUAGGGCAGCUAAGAAAUACUAGUGGCCUAAAGCAAUCCCCAGUGAAGCAGGCAGCAUUUCUUUGACCCAGUUGAGGCUAAUGUGCCUUUUGAGGGAAGAGAUUGGAUUUGUUUUGCUUAAGUUCAUCAAAAGGUCUCUGGAAUGGGAAGCAUUUCUUCCCAAGUCCUUGGAAACUGCUGGUGAGCUGAAGAAGCCCACGCACGUGACAGUGAACUGCUGGUUCUGCAAUCAGGACACGGUAGUGCCAUAUGGGAAUCGCAACUGCUGGGAUUGCCCCAACUGUGAGCAGUACAAUGGAUUCCAAGAGAAUGGAGACUACAACAAGCCCAUCCCUGCUCAGUACAUGGAACACCUUAACCAUGUUGUGUCGGGCAGUACAACUUUCUGUGAUCCUACCAAACCGCAACAGUGGGUGAGCAGCCAAAUUCUGCUUUGCAAGAAAUGCAACAACCAUCAAACCACAAAGAUCAAACAGCUGGCUUCAUUCUCACCAAGGGAGGAGGGCAAAUAUGAUGAGGAGAUUGAGGUGUAUAAGCACCAUCUGGAGCAGACCUACAAGCUGUGCCGUCCAUGCCAGGCUGCUGUGGAGUAUUACAUAAAACACCAGAAUCGGCAGCUCCGGGCACUGCUACUCAGCCACCAUUUCAAACGCCGUGAGACAGACAAGACCUAUGCUCAGAAUUUAUGUUCAUCCUCCUCUUCUGCUUCCAUAACCACACCAGCUCAGGUGAUAUUUCUGCGGUUCUUGGCCUUCCUCAGCUGUGUGUUCCUGGUUCUGAUGGCCUUGUAUGGGUCAGGCGACCCCUUCUCACUCAGUGCAGCUGUCCCUGCUCCUGUCUCCUCUGAUCCAGCAUCCAUUCGGAACAGGACUGGUACAAGCUCACAUGCAGACUUGGAAAAUGACACUUCCGUGACGGUGGCAGGCUGGCGGGAGCUGCUCCGCCUGCUCCCAGAACAGAUGGUGGAGAACCUGAGUGCCGCAUGGGCUUACGGGAAGAAUCACCAGAUAGCAGUCGCUGUCCUCGGGCUGUUCACCUGCCUGUUGGCCAUGUUCUUAGCUGGGCGGAUCAGGCUCCGGAGAAUUGAUGCGUUUGCUUCAGUCUUGUGGUUCGUAGUGAUGAGUCUGCAUUUAGCUGAGAGGUAUCUGAAGAUGGAAACACCCAACUGGCUAGACACAGCCAAAUUUGGCACCACAUCCUUGUGCUGCUUGGUAGGCUUCACCGCAGCAGUGGCCACGCGGAAAUCUACGGGCCAUCGGAGAUACCGGCCCCGAAGGUACCUUUCUGGGGAUUCGAUAACUCUCUUUCCCAGCGGCACUGGGACUGGCUUCCCUUCGCCUGCCACAUCUCUCUUUGUCCCAACACCACCCAGUAUUCUCCAGCUGACAAACCAACAGCUCUUCAGAUCCCCACGCAGAACUUCUUCUUCCUCUCUUCCUGGUCGUCUCAACAGGGCACUCUCACUGGGUACCAUCCCCUCCUUGGCCAGAGCAGAUUCUGGCUACUUGUUCAGCGGAAGUCGACCAGCGUCACAGUCAUCUCAGUCCAAGGAAUCUCCUACAUCAGAGCACUUCUCCGUGCUGUCAGGCAGCUGUGCUCCCUCCCGCAUCCCCUCUCCAGCACCAUCGGUGGCUGGCUCUGUGACUUCCAGCUCAGGUUCCUUGCGGUACCGCCGGCCACUCAUCAGCCCUGCCCGCCUGAACCUGAAAGGACAGAAGCUGCUGCUUUUCCCAUCUCAGAAUGAGGCUCUGCUCACCCCAACUAGCUCAGAGGAGCACACCCACUCAGACAGCAACAUCUUUGCCACCGAGAUGUCCUCCUUUCCAAAGAAGAAACUCAGUGAGUGGGGAAUGCAUGUUAUGAGAUCUGCUAUGGAAGGAGGGAGUAUUUGCAGUGAUAAUUCCAUCAAAAAGGAGGAUCACUCAUCACACUCAUCUACGUGUGUGGUGGACACAACUACCAAAGGGGAAGAUUUGGCAGGCUGGAGAGGUCAUUUUGGUAACUCCGCUCUCCGAGGUCUGCUAGCCGUGAGUCUGACUCUCAAUGCUGUCUUCACAUCAGCCUAUGUCUACCGGAGCCUGCGCUGAUUUGUGCCAACACUCCCGUUCUUUCUGGUUCCACCUGCUUCUGAGGAGACGAGAAGAAUUCAACCACGGCUUCAUGUCUAAUGGCCGUGCCAUUGGUGCAUGCUGUUUUUUAAAAAACUACUGUAUGCUCAACUGUCAUGACGAGGAACCCAGGUAGCUGCUGCCAUCACUUCCAGGUAGAAGAUAUCACAAGAUUGUCCCUGGAGGUGGCAGGCAGAAUUCCCAAAAAGCUCCAGUUCAAAGCAAGAGGCCAGUCAAAUGGCCCAUGUGCUUUCUUUCAAAGGAACUGACCUGAGACACAAGCCUGAAAAUGUGUAAGCUACGUUUUUAGGAACCUGUCCCCAGCUCUUCUUUCUGACAUAUUAACCUCGUGUUGGUGGUGCUGGUAAAAUGAAGAGAAUUAGAACAAAGGAGCUGGAGAAGAGGGGUGGCUUAGUAGCUGGUGCUGGGCUUUGGCUACUGUAACAGCAUUCCCAGCCUCUUUGCCCAGUGGUUCCUCUUAUCUCUUCCCUUUGGCACUCUCCUCUAAAUUAUCAGUGAAUUUUCUUUAGUUGCCUUAAGCUUGCCUAAGCACAUGGGUGACCUUGGCUGCUCUGUCAUAUUCUUGCAUCUUAUAUGUCUGUGUGCUUCCACCUGGGCUGUGCCCUGAGGCCACUUUCACCAGCUGCCAUUCUGGUCAUGCUGGUUCUUAGAAACUGCUGUCUGUACAUACCUCCAGCCAGCACUGUUGCUGUAGGCAUGCACAAACCCCAGACAGACAUCCUUUUGUGGUUUGAUUUAGAAGGAGGAAGCCUGUGCUUUGCUUUACCCAGGAGGCAUUCAUUUUGUUACAGUUAAUUCUGUAAUAAGAAAGGAUCCCUCUGUGAUUUGCGCCACAGUCAAAGGGCUUCAGCUCACAACUCUGACUGCUGGUGUUUCCAGUGAAGCAGCAAGUGGCAUAGCUUGUUCUUGCUGUAAGACGCACAAAUCUAUUCUAUUAGAAGAUAGCUGAGGAGCUGUGUGAUUGUAUACAUUUAUCCAAAAACCUGACGUCUCAAUUUGAUACUGGGAUUUGCUAAGUAACCGUUUAAGAGAUUUCUUACUUAGUUAAAUGCCAAGGUGCUCUUGGCGAGAAAUGCCAAACCUGCUUCUGGACAGUUCAGCCUUCCGGAUAGAUUCUUCUUUUCUAACCCAAAGGAAGUAGCCCUAGAUUUUCAAAAUCAGUUUGUAAUUUUGGGUGAAUCUUCAGCAUUGCUUUGAAUUCAGGGGCCAUUUAGAGUAUUGUGCUGAAUAUUCAAAAUCAUGUAGUUCAUUUUAGGGAAAAAAAAAAUAUCGAUGUUUAUGUUUUGAUUCUUAAAUCCCAAGUGCAGAGAGAAAAUUUACCAACGUGUCAAGGGUACUUGGUGAAAAGAGAGCCAACUGACAUUAGCUAUGUAUUUCCUGAAGCAGGACUGACACUGUCAAGAUUUUUUUUUUCUGUUGUCUCUUCCUUUGGGCUCCUUUACCUCAAACUUCUUUUCUCUUUCCUCUCCCUCACCCCAUUGUCCUGUGUUUGCAUCUUGACUUACAGUGUUACACUUACUGUGUCUUUUCCUCCCUUUCAGUUCUGCUGCUGUUCCCUCUGUUAUAGUCUUGCAUGUGCACAGAAACAAAGUGUAUCUCUGCUGGUAAUUCUCUGCUCUGAACCUGAAAUUCACACCUUGGAGUGAUGAUCACCCUUCCUUUCAGUUCAUUUUUUUUCUUGCACGUUUUAAUUGAGUUCCUACCACAGCCUCACUUAGUACAUCAAGUGAGCAAUAGGCAGGCCCUAAUCAGCAUGCUAUAUGACAGAUUAAAUGGGGCUUUACUGCUGGUGAUUCAAGCACUAAAAAAAUUAAGUCUCUCUUUGUCUCUUCCAUUUCUUCCUGCAUUGUUUCGGCAGCCCACUUCCAGCCACUGCUCCCCAUCCUCCCUUGUUAGCGAGGCCUGCUCAUUGCCUACUCUGCAUCUUAGAGGCAGAGGGCAGACCUCUGCCCACAUGUCCUGAUCUGAGAGACUGUGGAGAUGUCAUUCCCGACUCUGCAUCUUUCUCUCAGCAUCUUUAGAGUGUUGGCAAAGGGCUGCACAGCCGGCACCUCCUAUACAAAGGCCUAGGUCCAGGAUAGAGACCUGCAGCAGAAAGAUGUGCUGCAGGUUGAUGAUUAAUUCUUUUGUAACUUGCAUGAAUUGUUACUUGUAGCCAAACCAGACCCAUAACUUUGCUGUUAAGAGAUUUUUGUCCCUUUUAUAGACUUCCGCAGGCUCACUUGAGCAUGUGUAUAGGCAAGAUGCUAGCAGACCAACUUACAAGCUUCUAUUUAGACCUCUGCUGUUUGAGUUUGAUGGUGUCCUGGUGCAGUGUGUGACAUCCCAUUCAUGGAUCCUUGUCCUGACUUCCAGCAUACCCGGGGGCCUCCUAUGCAGAGACAAGCCUGCCAGAGAAUACUGUGGGUUUGCUUGUCUUUAUUAUGCCAACAGAUGUGCACUGUGACUUCACGUAUGCAAACUUUCCACUUUCACCUCCCAGUCUGCGCUGAGUUUUACCAUCGCGCUCACCUGGAGUCCAAGUUGGUCUCUGUCUCUACCAGAUUGCAAUACAGAUUUUCUCCUCCUUUCCAGCAACCAAGGAGCUGCAGCCUCUCCACACACCUCUUCUUGUCCGUAUUCCAGAACAGGAACACUUUAACGUGUCACACUGCACUUCUGAAUCUGCUUGCUGAAACUGUUCUUGGAAGGGUAUUUGGUGACCUUGUCCAAAGCAAUAUAAAGACUUUGGAUUUUAUUGCUGAAGAGGGAAGACAACCAACUUCUUCAUUCUGGUGCUAGAACACUCUCCAGUGGUGCUUUCACGGUUGUGAAGCCUUCGCUUGAAUAGUACACACGAGUAUACGUGUGUAUGUGUGUGCAUGCAUAUGUAUAAAAACAUUUGGAGGGUUUCUUCAUUUCAAAAGAUCUGAGCCCAUGUUUGUCUUUAUAUUGUUGGCCUUAAUCUAGCUCUUAGAUACUGUGUCUAUCUUGCUGCUGUUUUCUAUAUGAAGCUGGUUUGGAGGAAACAAAAGAUUAUCUGGUCCCCCUGUAAAAAUCUUUGUGACUGAUGAUGUUAAUCUUCGUACAGUGUUGUUCAGGGGUGAGAUUUUAUUUUUCUAAUAUUUUUCCUACUGUAAAAGCUGUUGGAGUGUAUGGAAUGGAAAAGAUCUUUACAAAAUGGUCUGAUAAGGAUUUGAGCAUUACUUAAUAAUACCAACAAUUAAAUGAUCAGGUGGGAUAUAAUAUAAAUGAGCUCCAUUUCCGGACCUUUUCCAUUACCUACCUUCCCCUGAAGAUGCCCACGUACUUUUUCUUUGGAUAUGGGCUUGUUAGGCACGUUCUGAGACCUUACAGAGACUUUCAAUGAUUUUGCUGUUCCGAAUUGGGAAGAAUUUGGAUUCUAGAGUCUGGUUCCAGUUCCGCAGUCUGGGUAGUUUGGCAGAUGUGACAAAUAUUAUGCACGUGUGACAAAUAUUAUGCACAUAUCUAUUUGAUGGGAUAGAGAGAAUUGGUAGAACGAGCUGCUGAUUUCUGAAGGUCGUCAUAUCUUUUUACAUAAAAUAUUAGGCAUGAAAUUGGUCACUGUGGCAAUGUGGAAAAAAACCUCAUUGCUGGCAUAUGUAGGCCAGAUUCACUGAAUUUUAGGCUGUCUGCUCAAGCAACAAAUGUGGCCUGUGAAUGUUUUAUUCCCACUCCUCCUUCUUGGGUGAUGGGAACAUCUGUAAAACACUGCUGAACUGACUGGGUUCCUUAAAACAGGGCAGCUGGAAUCAACGGCUUGUGUUGCCUGUGGAUGCUGCUAUAUUUUUUCUUCCAAGCACCAUUCCUGGAAAUAACUAUGGUCUUAAUCUCUCUCACAGACAUUUGUUAGAAGGCUAGAAAUGGCCAAUUUGGCCAAUACUUUUUUUCAUUUUUUAAAAAUAUACAUUGCAUCCAGAAGUUAUCAUCGCUGUGUCCUGUGGUGGGAGUAAGGCACAGAGUACUUCUGGAUGGAGUAGGUAUCUAGAGAGGGCGAGGAGGACAAUUUUGAGUCCUAAACCUUAUUUCCUGUGAAAGAAAUACUGUAUGUCAUGUGUGUAAUACUUGUUUGGGGAGCUCUAACACUGUACAGUUUAGUUAAAUGCCCUCCGAGGGAGGAGCAGCUGUUCCUCAGAGGUUUUUAGUUCAUGCUUUGUGUUUGAAGAGGAAUAUUUUUCUUUAAAAAAUAAAAAAAAUGUUUAAGUUUUCA
This is a messenger RNA of Harpia harpyja (harpy eagle), 7219 nucleotides long. It is a transcript of the gene TMEM201, whose product is annotated as transmembrane protein 201. Lineage: Eukaryota; Metazoa; Chordata; Aves; Accipitriformes; Accipitridae. The record is from RefSeq and is a predicted model, not a curated record. Gene Ontology annotation, cellular component: nuclear inner membrane. Gene Ontology annotation, molecular function: actin filament binding; lamin binding. The coding region runs from base 961 to 2967 and encodes 668 amino acids. Gene Ontology annotation, biological process: nuclear migration along microtubule. The transcript is spliced from 11 exons.